AUGCCCUAUGUACCUCUAGCUACUAUUUGUACUCCGUACCUAAGUACCUUAGGUUUAUACUCAUGUACAUCUGUACCUUAUGCCUGUGUAACCCCAAACAAAAACAAAUAACCAAACAAGCACCGCGCACGUGCAGUGUAACCACAAAAGCGCCACGCCACAUCACACCCCCGCAAUCUCCAUCAACGCCAUCCCAAAGUCAUCCCAUCCCAAGUCAUUUUCAUCCUAUCCCAAGUCAUCCAAUCCCAAGUCAUCCAAUCCCAAGUCAUCUCAUUUCAUCUCAAUUCAUUUCAUUUCAAUUCAGGUCAUAAUAUGCGAGUAAUCCACCCAUGCAUGCAUGUCUCAUACCACAUU
This is a messenger RNA of Aspergillus heteromorphus CBS 117.55, 354 nucleotides long. RefSeq lists its product as uncharacterized. Lineage: Eukaryota; Fungi; Ascomycota; Eurotiomycetes; Eurotiales; Aspergillaceae. The transcript has a single exon. The coding region runs from base 63 to 311 and encodes 82 amino acids. The record is from RefSeq and is a predicted model, not a curated record.